Molecule: messenger RNA, 1020 nt
Organism: Phoenix dactylifera (date palm)
Lineage: Eukaryota; Viridiplantae; Streptophyta; Magnoliopsida; Arecales; Arecaceae
Source: RefSeq, a predicted model, not a curated record
UGGAAUUCUUCCAUGACCCAACAAAUCCUGAAGGAGGAGAUACGGUGAGAAGCCCAGAUGGCCUUAGAACUAGCAAGUCCAUUGCCUUGGUUUCAAGAGACUGGGGAAGAUUGAGGAAUUUGGUGGGUGGAACCAGCAAGUAACCUUCUGGGAUUCUUAAGAUAUGUGAUAUCUGUAUCUCUUAAAACCGAGAGAGAGAGGUUGAAGGGAAUCCGUCGGGCACUCUCUCUCCAACAACGCGAAGACAAACCGCGCCAAGACAAAACUUCGGGAAUAUAGCCGUUGCCAGAGCCGUUUCACGGGCUUGCUUGUUCCUCCUCCUUCAAACUCAAGCCUAAACCCCUGCGUGUUACCCCAAAAAACCCCCAACCCCUAUGCUCUCGCUUGAUUACUAGAACAACAUUGUAGUUCUCCCCACCAACUUCCUAACAACCGAAAAAAGCAAUGGCAAGAAAAGUAGAGGCAUCCACUUCUUUCUUAGCUCUCCCUUUUGUUCUGUUACUGCUUUCCCUUGCCGCAGGGGGAGCUGCUGCAUCAUCACAGGGAAAGAGAACUUGGUGCGUGGCCAAACCUUCAUCCGAUGAAGCUACUCUGACUGCAAACUUAAACUAUGCCUGCUCUCAGGUGGAUUGCAAGGUACUGCAAAAGGGCUAUCUUUGUUUUUACCCAGACAACCUCAUGUCUCAUGCUUCAGUUGCUAUGAACCUCUACUACCAAGCCCGAGGCCGGAACUACUGGAACUGCCACUUCAAGAAUUCUGGGCUCGUCACAAUAACAGACCCAAGUUUUGGAAGCUGUAAUUAUGCAUAUUAUUGACGAAGACGGCAAAUUCUCAACUAAAUUGAGCUGCAAAUUGCUGGAUUUUGAUUUAGCUGUCUAAACCUUGUUGUUAUCUGCAGCAUAGUAUUUCUUGGAUAUUCCCAAAUGCUUGCCUUAAUUUUUGGUGGUUUCUGCAUUAUGAUAUCUCUUGGAUAGUUGCAAGUAUUGCAAUUAAUCAAAAAUUUAUGCCCUUGUCUUUCA